GACCUGCAUUCUGCUUCACUGAACUUCAAACCAAAAUGUACAAAUUUGGAACUUUUGCUGUUAAAUUUUCGUCUGGGUUUGUCUGUUCCUCGUUUGAAAAUUGUAACAUGGCUGCACGGGUGAUCUGCUCUCUACCUUAUGAACAGAUUUCAAAUGAAAAGGCAAAUUUGGAUGUGAAAACCCAUCUUGGAGCAAAUGAAGGGAAGCCACAGUUUGUGCUCAAAACACCCAAGGGAACUAGAGACUAUAAUCCGAAGCAAAUGGCUAUCCGUGAGAAGGUGUUCAAUACUAUCAUUAACUCAUUCAAACGCCAUGGAGCAGAGACGAUUGACACACCGGUGUUUGAGCUCAAGGAAACCCUGACAGGCAAAUAUGGUGAAGACUCAAAACUGAUCUACGAUCUGAAGGACCAGGGUGGUGAGCUGUUGUCAUUGCGUUAUGAUCUAACUGUACCUUUUGCCCGUUAUUUAGCUAUGAAUAAGAUUACCAAUAUUAAGAGGUAUCACAUAGCAAAAGUAUACCGAAGGGACAAUCCAGCCAUGACCAGAGGACGUUACAGGGAAUUCUGUCAGUGUGAUUUCGAUGUUGCUGGGCAAUACGAUGCAAUGAUUCCUGAUGCUGAAUGCCUGAAAAUAAUCCAUGAGAUCUUGAGUGAACUGCAGUUAGGAGAGUUUCUAAUUAAGGUUAAUGACAGGCGAAUCCUGGAUGGUAUGUUUGAAGUGUGCGGAGUUCCAGCUGAUAAAUUUCGGACAAUCUGCUCCACUGUGGAUAAAAUGGACAAGAUGGCUUGGGUGGACGUCAAGAAUGAGAUGGUGGCAGAAAAGGGACUGGCUCCAGAGACCGCUGACAAGAUUGGUGAAUAUGUUCAGCUCUACGGCAACUCUGAAUUAAUUGACAGACUGCUGGAGGAUGACAAGCUGUCAGCGAACAAGGUGGCUUUGGAAGGUCUGAAGGACAUGAAGCAGCUUUUUGUCUACUUGAAACUUUUUGGUGUUGAAGAAAAUAUUGUCUUUGAUCUGAGUUUGGCUCGUGGGUUGGACUACUAUACCGGAGUCAUCUAUGAGGCGGUGCUGGUACAGGCGCAGGCUGAUAGGGAGAUACCACAGAUUGACUCCAUUGAGUCACUGGGUGUUGGAAGUGUCGCCGGUGGAGGCCGUUACGAUGGCCUUGUAGGAAUGUUUGAUCCCAAGGGUCGGAAAGUCCCUUGUGUCGGGUUCAGCGUUGGGAUCGAAAGAAUUUUCUCCAUAAUGGAGCAAAUAGUGGAGGCCUCCGAUCAGAAAGUUCGUACGACAGAGACUCAGGUUUUUGUUGCGACAGCCCAGAAGCAUCUUCUGGAAGAAAGGAUGAAGUUGUUGGCAGAGCUUUGGCAGUCUGGGAUCAAGGCUGAAAUCAUGUACAAAAAGAACCCCAAGCUUCUGAACCAGCUCCAGUACUGUGAGGAAACUGGAAUUCCCUUGGUCGCUAUAAUUGGCGAACAGGAACUCAAGGAUGGAGUUGUCAAACUUCGAGUUGUCUCCACAAGAGAAGAGAUUAAUGUCGCAAGAGCUAAUCUCACAAAGGAAAUUGCGAAGAGAACGUGCCAGUCCUAAUAUCAUCACAGAGAUGCAUGUCUGCUUUUCCAAAGCGCAUGUCAGAACCACACUUCACACUGGUCACUAUCACAGUAUAAUGUGCUGCAGAGUGAACAUCAAUCUGCUUGCCAACCAGUAUGAUAAGAAGCUUACGGACACCCUCACCGCUAGGGGCUGAAAAUAACAUUCUCCUGUUCUAUUCAGUUUGGGUUUCAAUGUAUGCCUUGAUCCAAUUAUGUCUGACAUUAUUAUCCUGUCUUUCAUAGGGGAGAGUGAAAUUUACAGACUCAAUAAAAGACAUGCUUGCAACUUA
Molecule: messenger RNA, 1884 nt
Organism: Amblyraja radiata (thorny skate)
Lineage: Eukaryota; Metazoa; Chordata; Chondrichthyes; Rajiformes; Rajidae
Gene: hars
Product: histidyl-tRNA synthetase
Exons: 13
Coding region: 36-1589 (517 amino acids)
Biological process (GO): mitochondrial translation; histidyl-tRNA aminoacylation
Cellular component (GO): cytosol; mitochondrion; cytoplasm
Molecular function (GO): identical protein binding; RNA binding; histidine-tRNA ligase activity
Source: RefSeq, a predicted model, not a curated record